Molecule: messenger RNA, 3676 nt
Organism: Haliotis rufescens (red abalone)
Lineage: Eukaryota; Metazoa; Mollusca; Gastropoda; Lepetellida; Haliotidae
Product: transmembrane protein 179-like
Exons: 4
Coding region: 67-759 (230 amino acids)
Source: RefSeq, a predicted model, not a curated record
ACUCAUGGUCACGAGACUUCCGAUCGAGUUCACUCCCCUUUGACAGUGUUUAUAUCGUCUCCAGAAAUGGGACUUGGAAAUAUUUUCGUGUUGUCUCAAGUGACAGCGUUUCUCUUGUCCUUUAUUUUCUCUUUCUUCAUAUUUGUCCCCGUUUGGUCAAAUGUGAACGAAUUCAGUGGCAACUGUUUACUCUAUAGUUCAGGUUUAUGGAUUCCACAGUCGAGCAUUUCUCAAGUGAAACUAAACAUUGUGUGGGGCCCAAAUAGUGCAUGCAAUUUUACUAUUUUUGUUGGAGUUGCUGUGUUGGUCCUGUCAAUAUUCUACAUGGUCUGGCAGUCACGGUACUUGUGUAGAGGGAUUGACAGUUCCUGGCUAGAUGCAUUUGUUACCUGUGCUGUGACACUUGUGAUGACAGUGGUGCUGUUUGCAACAGCUCUCACAGCAAGUGUGGGCUUCAGGGAGUGGUGCUCGCUCAUCACCAAUCCAGUAUCUCAGAUAGAGCAAUGUGAAAAUGGACAGUAUGAUGGCAGGAUUGUGUUCACCUCGGGGCUACAGAUCAAUACAAACAACUACUACACAGAGAUGGAAAUGUCGCAGUUCGGUCUGUGGGCAACGUGGAUCUGUUGGUUAGUUCUGUCAUUUCUGUCAGUCAUUAAGCUGUACCGCUUUCACAGACAGGAAGCGUUCCUCACAAGCAUGAACCGAGAACGUGAACGUCUGCUCCAGCGUGUUGGACACCCAGCAACAGAGCCAAUGUGAUUUGGAUGACACAUUCAGGUGGUAGCUGUCUUCAUCUGUCAUGGUGCUAUGUACACUGGGCAUGGAACUCUCCAUUAAGGAGGAGGAUUUCUGUGCCCAAUAACUUGCUGACAAAAUUUGGAUGUCUAUAUGAAGGAACAAAAUUGUGUAUUUUCUCAGCACAUGAGUUCACACCACUUUGCAGGGGUAGACAUUUCCAACUAGCUUCCAACUAGCCAAUGCUCAUUUUGGACUCCCGAUUUCUGUAAAAUGACUAGAUUCUUUCAGAAAACCACUAGUACAUAGAUUUUCACCAUAGAAUCAGGCGAACUGACUAGUGGCCAUGUCUAUCCCUACUUUGCUGUACACCAAAAUCAAACAUGACAAUAUCCAGAUUUAUGAAUGCUAUGACAUUUUGCGGUGUUACUUGUUUUACCUGUAUGUUUCUUACCUGUGUUAGAGAUGUUACCAUGUUUCAAUGCGAGGCAUUUGGUGUACACUGUGGUGUAUAGUGCUGUUCAAUAGAAGGAAAAACAGGAAGGAGACUUUGAACGUUCACAAAGUACCCAGACAGGAAUAUGAUGCUCACAAUAUAUCGAUAUAUAUCUCUGAAGCAAGGGACCAUAUGAAUUAAUACCUUCCGGUAUUAUUUCUCAAAAAUACCCUGACAAUAAAUGUUUCUUCUUUGUUGUAUUACUGUGGAACCAGCUGGACAGAAGCUCAGAGAGCUUGCUCAUGUGUUCAGUUCCAGGUUUGCCUGGUCCUGACUGGAUUAUUUCAGACAGCUGUUAUAUAGUUGGAAUACUGCUGACUUGGGCAUUAACUGACAUUGUAAGGCUUAAGAAAGAUAAAAGAAUUGGUUCUCAGGCAAUGACUGUUGAAAAUAUAGGGCAGGCGGGUGGGUGGUGUUUUGUUUAUUUUUGGCUUUUUCAAACUAGUAUGUAACCAAAUAGUUGUGUACCAUCAACCUGGGAAAGAGCCUCCCUACAUGAACAAGAAUACAAACUCCUAUUGCCGCCAUGACCAUAACACGAGAUGCACAGUAAAGCAGUGCACAUGUAAAGGGAAGUAACCGCGUUGUUUUGAAGUAUUAGGAUUUAUAUGUUUUUUAAAAAAUGGAAAUAAAAACAAAACGUUCCGCAGACUUUAUGACGAUGCAGGUUUGAGAACCAUGACUAUUAUUUUGUUUAGCCUAAAAUAAAUGGAAACAUUUGCAGCAAUCUGAUUAGUUUAAAAAUACAUUGUUAAUAGAGAUUAGACAUGGGUAUUUUUGUGGACUUUUAAUUGGGUAUGAAUGAUACCACAUUCAUUAUUUAUCAGUAUGAUCAGUGAUUUUAUACUUGUUAGAACAACUUUAAUUUUGUUGUGUAAUACGUACACACAUUUCUUUUAUUCAGAGUCCAGAUAUACAUGAUAUGAUCAUAUGUUAGCAUUGAAAUUAGACCAUUAACUGUGGGCCAAUCAUAUUAAUAUGGACAUGAUCCUUUAUUUCCCCACACAUUACAACUAUUGUCUGUUGAUGGAGGACAUGAUCUUGACACAGUACAGUUCCAAGACAAACAUUUAGUCCCAGAAAUAAAGUUACCUCAUUUAAAAAUCUAUAUGCCGUCAUUCAGGUGAUGUUUCUGACAGAUCACGAUCUGAAAAAUAUUAUCAUGAAAGUGUAUCCCGUGGAUAAGCCGACCCCUUUCUACAGAAUCUUUUUUCUGGUCCUCAAAUUUCGUCUUAUUCGCGGUCAUAUACGGUACACAAAAUAAAAAGUAAAAUUCAAAUGGAGCCCAGAACAAUACUUAAUUUCACCUGAGGCAAUCUAGACUUGAGUUGGACUCCUUUUUUUAUAUAUUCUCUAGGGUCUGGGGGACAGACUAUGCAGUUCCAUGAAGUGGCUUGUGAAUAAUUGCUUCCCUGUAUUUCACUGUAGUACAUUGUUUUAAUCAUUUCUCAAUUCAUGCAAUAUUUUGUUUCUUAAGAGGUGAUAUGUUGAUAUUUGUAGACUAUGAAUACUGCAUGAGUUAUGAAAUGUUACUUAUAUGGAGAUGGCAUAUUUAUAAUAUAGGAAGAAUGAAAUAUGUUUAUUGUGACCCCUAAAUGUUGCGGAGUACUCAUUCUAUACAUGUUCAAAUCAUAUCAGGAAUGGGUUUUUUUCUGAGACAAACUUAGUAUUUUGCUUCAGGUCAAAUCUUCUACAGUGAGCCGAAGACGACAUGUAAAUAUUGAGAUAAAGUAACUAAAUUGAUGUAGGCUUAUUGACAGUAUCACUGAAGGGGCAAUGUCUGUCAGCACUCAGCACCAUACCCAAGCUUAGGGGUUCCACCACAGUGGUAAAUGUCUAUGUGACCUACACCACCUUCGGCUAUCUUCCCGCAUCAAGCUGACACUUUGAUAUAAUUAUGUGACCAACCAUGAAAUAAGGGACCUUAUUGGUGAAAAAAUCACAUUUUGACUUUUCAUCAUAUUUUUAAAACUACAGCAUCUUUGGAACACAAAAAUACAAAAAACAAGUUUCAAUUCAUAUUUAUUACAGAGAUACAUGACAUCACACAUAUCGAUUUUCACUGAAGUAAGUUGACGUCAAAUGACUUUGAUACAAUUGUAUCCUAGCACCCUUAAGGUCCCUUUUCUCCUGGUGGGUCACAUAUCUGAACUAUAGUGUCACUGAACAACCCUCACUGACCUACUGAGCAAUGAAAGUGUUCCACUUAACUAAACUUUGCAGGUCUCCGAUAUUGACUCCUUGCCCAACUGCACCAUUAGAUCUGCAUUUGCUUCAAGCUGCAUGUGUUCACCCAUCAUUCCAGGAGUCAUCGCAGUAGAUGGCUUCUUGCCUGUUGCAUGAUGUAUGGUCUUCCAUAAUAGGAAAAUAUUUAUGUCUCAAAUUAUGUUGUCAGUUUUCAUGUCAAACUGAAAAGUAUAUGAACAAAUAAAGUGUAUCUAUGUA